This is a messenger RNA of Pyricularia grisea, 3181 nucleotides long. RefSeq lists its product as uncharacterized. The record is from RefSeq and is a predicted model, not a curated record. The transcript has 4 exons. NCBI's taxonomy places the organism in Eukaryota, Fungi, Ascomycota, Sordariomycetes, Magnaporthales, Pyriculariaceae. Gene Ontology annotation, biological process: isoleucyl-tRNA aminoacylation. Bases 1 to 3051 code for a protein of 1016 amino acids. Gene Ontology annotation, molecular function: aminoacyl-tRNA deacylase activity; ATP binding; isoleucine-tRNA ligase activity. Gene Ontology annotation, cellular component: cytosol.
AUGAAGCUGGACCGCGACGCGUUGGACUGGAGAAAAUUCAACGGCAGCUCCCAAUUGAAGCUCCAGCAUGUGGGCAGAAGUAAUAGCACAAUGAGCGGCAAGUGGACAUCGACCCUGCGGUUGCCCAAAAAAAACUUCCCACCGCUCCCGCUACCCGAACAUCGGCAAAAGUACAUCCAACGCUGCGGCGACGAACUGUACAAGUGGCAGGCCACCAACCGCCCGGAAUCCAACCCUUUCAUCCUCCACGAUGGCCCGCCCUACGCAAACGGCGACCUCCAUGUGGGCCAUGCCCUCAACAAGAUCCUCAAGGACAUGAUCCUCCGUGUCAAGGUUCAGCAGGGCCACAGAGUGCAAUAUGUUCCCGGUUGGGACUGCCACGGCCUGCCGAUCGAGCUCAAGGCGCUGGGCGGAAAGGCGGAAGGGCAGGAGCAGAUGACUCCCACCGAGGUGCGCGCGCUGGCGCGGGAGCUGGCGUCGACGACGGUAGAGAGCCAGAUGCGGGGAUUUCAAGAGUUUGGCGUCAUGGCGGACUGGGACCAGCGUUGGGAGACGAUGCAGCCCAGCUACGUGGCCGACCAGCUGAGGCUGUUUCAGCGAAUGGUCAGCCGCGGGCUGAUUUACAGGAGACACAAGCCGGUAUACUGGUCACCGUCGUCCCAAACCGCUCUCGCCGAGGCCGAGCUGGAGUACAACGAAAAGCACGUUUCCCUGGCCGCAUACGUCAAGAUGCCUCUCACCGGCGACCUGGAGGCUUUGGGACUUGACUGGGACACGAGCCUGGUGAUCUGGACAACGACGCCAUGGACUCUACCUGCAAACCAGGCCAUUGCCGUGCACAAGGAUCUGAUUUACCUGGUUAUCAAGGUCCGUGGUGAAGCAAUGAUCAUUGGCGCAGAUGCUCUGGGACGUAUAAGCGAAAUCGUGGCGCCAGAAGUCCCAGUAGUCUUGACAUCUCUUGUGGGUGAACAACUUGUCGGAGUGAGCUAUCUUAACAAGCUUCAAGGCUCCGAGGCCCAGCCGCAACCUAUAAUCCACGCAGAUUUUGUCUCGGCGGAUUCCGGUUCCGGUCUGGUGCACCUGGCCCCCGGGCACGGUUUGGAAGAUUACGAAGUAUGCAAAUCGCUUGGCAUCCCUGCAGUGUCGGCCAUUGAUGAUGCUGGCAUUUUUGCAAAAGACGUCUGCCCUGCCAACAGUGAAAUUCCACGCGAAGGAGCCGGGGCGGACGUUUUGAAAGGCGGUAGCAAAAGCAUCAUGAAGAUUCUAGGGAGUGAAGUUUUGCAUUCUCACAAGCACACGCACAAAUACCCCUACGAUUGGCGUACCAAGGAACCGAUAGUGGUGCGUGCAACUGCCCAAUGGUUUGCUGACGUCGCUUCAAUCAAGGAGCAGGCUCUUGAUGCGCUGGAUGAUGUCAAAUUUAUCCCCGUGGCCGGGCGCACAAGGCUGGAGAGCUUCAUCAAGGGGCGCAGCGAGUGGUGUAUCUCCAGACAGCGAUCAUGGGGCGUUCCAAUCCCGGCAUUCUAUGACAACGACGUACCUGAUGGUGGCGAGGCCAUCAUGACGGAAGAAACCAUUGAUCACGUCAUCCGGACGGUGGAGGAGCGCGGCGUGGAUGCUUGGUGGUCUGAUGCAGCAGAUGAGGAGGCCUGGAUACCUGAGUCUCUUCGAGGUCGCAAUCUGCGCCGAGGCACAGAUACCAUGGACGUAUGGUUUGACAGUGGCAGCAGUUGGACACAAACAGAGGGUCGGGCAGAUGUGUAUCUUGAAGGGACGGACCAGCACCGCGGCUGGUUCCAGUCGAGCUUGCUUACCAAGGUUGCGACCCGUCCAGACGAAAAUCCGGUAUCUGAAGCUCCUUUCAAGAGCCUCAUCACCCACGGUUUCACCCUUGACGCCCACGGCAAGAAGAUGUCCAAGUCCCUGGGCAACGUCAUAUCUCCAAUGGACGUGAUUGAAGGAAAACUAUUAGCCCCGCGUCUGCCCGGGAAGAACAAGAAGCGGCAAAAGGCAAAGGGACACAACCAGAACACGCCAGGCGCACAACAUGAGGUUCUUGGACCCGACGCCCUGAGACUGUUGGUGGCGAGCUCGGACUACACUAAAGACAUCGUCAUCAGCGAGCGGACUCUGUCGUCCAUCCACGCCUCGCUUCGAAAGUUCCGGUCCAUCUUUAAACUCCUGUUGGGUUCUAUGCACCAGCCGCCGAGGCAGGAACCCUUUGACGCCGUCGACCAGAUCGCCAUGCUCCACCUCCGGGACACUUUGGUACAGGUCGGGAAACACUACGACUCAUUUGAGUUUUACAAGGGCUUUGCGGUGCUCAACCAUUGGGUUUCACAGCAGCUGUCGGCCGUUUACGUGGAAGCGCUCAAGGAUAAGCUCUACUGUGGUGGGGAUGCAGCGAACGCAACUGCGGCGAUGGUGCCAAUCUUUGACGGGUUCUGCAGGAUGCUGGCUCCGGUGGCGCCGCUGGUUGUUGAGGAGGCGUGGGAUCACGCGCCGGCGUGGUUGAAAGAGACUAUGCCACACCCCCUGCAGCGGUUAUACAACGACCCACUUGUCGCCGACCCUGGACUCCUGACCAUUCCCGAAGCCAAGCUCCGCGCAGUGAUGCCGGUUCUCGACGCCGGGCGGGCCGCCAUCAACGCGGCGGCAGAGAUCGGACGGACGAACAGGGAGGUUGGGCAAUCGCUGCAGACCGCGGUGACCCUGUACAGCAGAUUCGGAUCCGUCAACGAUGCGCUCCAGCUGCUGGGCGAGGAGCAGCUCGCGGCCUAUUACGUCGUCUCCUGCGUCAAGAUCAACAGCGAAAUACCCGUUGGACUAGAUUACUGGACGUAUAGCGCCAAGGCGAAGAUCGAGGCGGGCCAGGCCAAGGGCGCGGUGAUCAAAGCCGUGGUCAGGCAUCCGAGCGACCACAAGUGCCCCAGGUGCUGGAGGUACGUGGCCGAGGAAGUGGACGAGCUCUGUGGACGGUGCGAGGACGUUGUUAAGGAAGAGGGGCUUUUCGAGGACGAAGACGUUGUCAAAGACGAGGGCACAGACUAGAGACUGUCGCAUCUGUGGUCUCGGUGGAAGAGACAUUUGUACAACAAUUUUGUAAUAAUUUAUUGAGGGCGUGCAUACUCAACCGAGUAGGGCUUCUUGGUAUAUACCCGACUCUUUUCAACAUAUGAAC